Amphibalanus amphitrite is the source of this 1559-nucleotide messenger RNA. RefSeq names its product innexin inx2-like. The coding region runs from base 147 to 1430 and encodes 427 amino acids. Gene Ontology annotation, molecular function: gap junction channel activity. Gene Ontology annotation, cellular component: gap junction; plasma membrane. The record is from RefSeq and is a predicted model, not a curated record. The transcript has 4 exons. Gene Ontology annotation, biological process: phototransduction. Lineage: Eukaryota; Metazoa; Arthropoda; Thecostraca; Balanomorpha; Balanidae.
AGUCUUUGUCCAGCCUCUGUUCCUGCGCAGUGAACCAGAUCACCCAGCGAGCGAAACAGCGGGAGCAGCUACACACAGGUCUGAGACCCAGCAGAGGCCGGGUUUCAUAUAACUUUCAUCGAAGCGCCAUCUGAGAACAAUCAGCCAUGCUGCUGGGAGUGUUCACAAGUCUGUACGACAUCAUUCGGAUCUCGGGAUCCGACAAGCCCACCGUCGACACCAGGGUGUUCCAGCUGCACUACAAGUGGACCCGGCUGCUGCUCUUCGUCUUCUGCAUCAUCGUGUCGCUCAACUCCCUCAUCGGCAAGCCGAUCGCCUGCACCGGAACGGCGGAAGCACGUCUGCAGGAAGUUAUGCAGACCUACUGUUGGAUCACUGGCACGUUCACGUACGAGAAGUACUUCAGGGACAACCAGAUCGGAGCCAGUCAGCUGACAAAGGUGGGCGUCGGUCCCGGCCAUCCUGAACACGACGAAAAGAAGCACAUCACCUACUACCAGUGGGUGCCGAUCGUGCUCUUCCUGCAGGGCGUGCUGUUCUACGUGCCUCACUGGAUCUGGAAGAUGUUCGAGGACCAUCGGAUCCGCCACCUGAUCGAGGGCAUGGUCGAGGCGCGCAUGGAAGAAAAGAAGCGACGUCAGCGUCAGGCUCUUGUGGUGAGGUAUCUGGUCGACAGCAAAGGAACGAACGAAUGGUACGCCUACCAAUACGUCUUCUGCGAGAUUCUCAACUUUGCCAACGUCAUUCUGAACUUGGCGCUCACCGAUAAGCUGCUCGGAGGAGACUUCUUCACACUGGGCACGCGUCUCAUCAAGUACGAUCCGGAGGACCCGACCUCGGUGGACCCUUCGCACUACACCUUCCCAAAGCAGACCAAGUGCACGUUCCAGUAUUUCGGCGCGUCCGGCACAGUGUCGACGAUCGACUCCAUCUGCAUCCUGCCCAUCAACAUCUUCAACGAGAAGCUGUACGCGAUGCUGUGGUUCUGGUUCGUGCUGCUCGGACUGGUGACCGGCUUAAACCUGCUCUGGCGGCUGGCCAUGAUCGCCUCACCGGUCCUGCGCGUCUGGGUGCUUCAGACCAAAGACCACACACACGACGUCGGCAACAUGAGCGUCGUCACAAACGUCGUCAACGGCAUCAGCUUCUCGGACUUUUUCUUCGUGUGGAUCUUUACCAAGAACCUGAACGGGCUGGUGCUGUUCGACUUUCUGCGCGAGUACUCGGCAGGGGUGGCCGAGGACCUCGCCCCCAAGCGCCGGCCGCGCCUCUACCCGACCCUGCCGCACUCGAUGCAGCUGCAGUCGCUGAACUCUCCGGGCGGCCACAGCAGCAGCGCCCAGGACUUCGAACUCCGCAAACCCCUCACGCCUUGCGAUGACACUGAUCCCGUCUACAGCUCUGUGCUACCCGCCAAACGACGCCAGUGACCACGCCUGACCCGGUAUUGAUAUCACAGUGUCGCCGUAAAUGUUAUAGCGCUGUGUACACGCUGUAACGUGGCAUCAACCGCAUGACUUCUGAUGCUUUUAAAUGAGAAAUACAGGUCCUGUUUCAUA